UAUCAGCUGACAAGACGUAACGUGUUUUCGCGCACGAAUCAUGGUGCGAAAAUAUAAAAAAAAGGGUACUCGUACUCAAGAAGUGGAUGAAGAGUCCAUGAAAUUAGCAAUUGAUGAUGUGAUACAAGGACGGUUGUCGUAUAGGAAAGCCGCGUUAAAAUACAACAUCAAAACAUCAACGUUGGAAAGCAGAGUUAAGAAACUUAAAGAUGGCUCUAAUGCCGAUGGACUCUCACGAACUUUUCAUUCAAAGUUCACGAGUCUUCAAGUCUUCUCAUUGGAAGAAGAGGUACGCUUAAAUGACUAUAUUACUAAUUGCUGCAAAAUGCAUUAUGGCCUAACGAUAGUACAAAUUCGGAAACUUGCCUACGAUUAUGCGAAAGCGUUGAAUUUAAAAUAUCCAGCGAAAUGGGACGAAAAUCAAAUGGCUGGCUCAGAGUGGAUGCGUAAAUACAGGGAACGAAACACCAACCUCAGUCUGCGAAAGCCAGAGAACACUAGCACUGCUCGAUCAUUCGCGUUUAAUAAGAAUGCAGUCCAACAGUUCUAUAAUAAUUUGGCUGAAGUAUUACAGCGACAUAAUUUUGCAGCCGACAGGAUAUUUAAUUUCGACGAGUCCGGGGUAUCAACUGUUUUAGAAACUCCUAAAAUUUUGGCCCCUAAAUCACAGAAACAAGUGGGGCAAAUCGUGUCAGCGGAAAGAGGAGAGUUGAUAACAUUUGGUGCUAUUAUUUCUGCAAGCGGAAAUACUAUCCCUCCGCUAUUUGUAUUUCCACGGGUGCACUACAGAGACCAUUUUCUUGAAGGUGCGCCUGAAGGAAGCCUCGGAGCUGCUAAUAGAAGUGGGUGGAUAAAUGCUGACAUAUUUGUUUCAGUAUUAAAGCACAUUCAGAAAUACACAUUAAGCUCUAAAGAACAUCCGAUUUUACUGCUAUGUGAUAAUCACGAAAGCCACAUCAGCUUACAAGCUAUAACAUAUGCUCGAGAUAAUGGCAUCAUUUAUGUGUCUUUUCCGCCGCACACAAGUCAUCGAUUGCAACCCUUAGACGUUGGAGUGUUUGGCCCAUUCAAGGCAAAGUUGAAAAUAGCGUUCAAUAAUUGGCAUAUGUCAAAUCCUGGCAAAACAAUCAACAUUUAUAAUAUUCCUAAACUGGUAAAACUUGCAUAUUUCGAAUCUUUCACCGCAAAAAAUAUUACAAGUGGAUUUGGAAAGCCAGGUAUAUGGCCGUUCAAUGAAAUGGCCUUCAGCGAUGAAGAUUUUGCUCCCAUUGACGUGUAUGCUUCAAAUAAUUCGGUAAAUGUGCCACCUAAUCUGGAAACAAGUACUGUGGCUCUAGAACCACAACCUUCCAUCAGCGUGCCAUCGACUGAUAUGAAUGAGCCAGAUAUUCGUGAGCAGUCGCCUUCUUUGCUUCAAAAUACUCAAGACAUUGUUAUCGGAACUGGCGAAUCUUCCCCCUCUGCGGCUGAUGCACAAUCUGAACCGAGUUCUUAUCUUCCCAUAACACCAGAAGUCAUAAGACCUUAUCCUACAAUUGUUAGAAAUAGAAAAACCAAUAAAGGAAGAAAACCGGGUAAAUCCCGUAUAUAUACAGAUACACCUGAAAAAACUGAACUAGAAGAGAGACAUAGACAGAAAGAAUUGAAAAAAAUAGAACAGGAAAGGAAAGCCAGAGCCAAAGCAGUGAAACGUAAUUUAAAGGAACUUAAUUCUAGACAAAAGAAAAAGAAAGCUAAGAAAAUAGAAAGCGAAGAUGAUUCAGAUGAAUCUAAAGGAUCGCAAUUUAGCUUGCGGGAGAGUUCAACAUCUCCAGUUGAUUUUGAAAUGGACGAAGAGACUGAUGAUCUUAUUUCAUGA
Messenger RNA from Amyelois transitella, 1858 nucleotides. RefSeq lists its product as uncharacterized. Lineage: Eukaryota; Metazoa; Arthropoda; Insecta; Lepidoptera; Pyralidae. The record is from RefSeq and is a predicted model, not a curated record. The transcript is spliced from 3 exons. Gene Ontology annotation, molecular function: DNA binding. The coding region runs from base 41 to 1858 and encodes 605 amino acids. Gene Ontology annotation, cellular component: nucleus.